This is a messenger RNA of Acanthamoeba castellanii str. Neff, 342 nucleotides long. RefSeq names its product parvulintype peptidyl-prolyl cis/trans isomerase. The coding region runs from base 1 to 342 and encodes 113 amino acids. Gene Ontology annotation, molecular function: DNA binding; peptidyl-prolyl cis-trans isomerase activity. Gene Ontology annotation, biological process: rRNA processing. The record is from RefSeq and is a predicted model, not a curated record. The transcript is spliced from 5 exons. Lineage: Eukaryota; Discosea; Longamoebia; Acanthamoebidae.
AUGUCGAAGAAGGGUGGAGCCAAGAAGCCUGCUGCCGGGGGAGGUGGUGACGAGAAGCUCAAGCCGGCCUCGCAGGUCAAGUGCAGGCACAUCCUGUGCGAGAAGCAGUCCAAGAUUUUGGAGGCCAAGACCCGCAUUGACAACGGUGAGGACUUUGCCACCGUGGCCCGUGAGAUGUCGGAAGACAAGGCACGCCAGGGUGGCGACCUGGGCUGGUUUCCUCGCGGCCGGAUGGUAGGCGAUUUCGAGAAGGUGGCCUUCUCGCUCAAGAAGGGAGAGAUGAGCGCUCCCGUCAAGACCGCGCAUGGGUAUCAUCUCAUCAAGUGUGAGGACCGCAAGUGA